Messenger RNA from Penicillium egyptiacum, 1722 nucleotides. The record is from the annotation of a GenBank genome assembly. NCBI's taxonomy places the organism in Eukaryota, Fungi, Ascomycota, Eurotiomycetes, Eurotiales, Aspergillaceae.
AUGACUUCCACCCCUACCGGUGCUGAGCACCUCAUAAUAAGCAAGAAACAUCCAACGACAACCCCCUUCUCAGAAGGGAAGGAAGACGAGGAAGACCACCUGGAUAGACCAACGUCCUCCUCACAAGAUGGGAACGAGAAGCCGCAACCCAAAUCUCUCAAGUUUAAGCUCACCGUCCUCUUCCUGGCUCUCGUAACGGUCGUCGGCUCCAUGGACGCCGUAAUAGUUGGCUCCGCACUGGCAGCCAUAGCGCAAGACCUCCAAAGCAGCAGCGUCGAGUCCUUCUGGGUCGGGACAUCCUUCCUCCUCUCACAGACAGUCACGAUUCCGCUCUAUGGCGCGACUAGCGAGAUCUUCGGCCGCAAGUGGCCCAUCCUCAUCGCGCUCUCCAUCUUCCUCCUCGGUAGCAUCCUCUGCGCUACCGCGCAAACCAUCACGUGGCUGAUCGGCGCGCGCGUGGUGCAGGGCAUCGGCGCAGGGGGCAUGAUCCAGCUGGUGCAGGUCAUCCUGUCUGAUAUCUCGACGAUGAGCGAGCGAGGUCUGUACAUGGCCAUCGCGGCGUUCGCGUGGUCGCUAGGAACAAAUAUCGGGAUCCCGAUUGGAGGUGCCAUCGGGGAAAGGACGACCUGGCGGUGGAUCUUUUAUAUCAAUAUCCCCGUUUGCGUGGUCUGUAUCGUGGGAUUGCUGUAUGCAUUGCAGUUGCAGCACGAUACGUCGUCGUUUGUCAAGAAGCUGGGGAUGUUGGACUGGGUGGGACUGGGUGUGUUCACUUGCGCGUCCACGCUGUUCCUGGUCGGGUUGACGUCGGGGGGCGUUUCGCAUCCGUGGGACUCGGCUGCCAUCCUGGUUCCGUUGGUUCUGGGCGCGGUACUCUUUCCUCUCUUUAUCUUUACGCAGUGGCGCGUGUCGAAGAGGCCCAUAAUGCCGCUGCGGAUCUUUAAUGAUCGCUCUGCGAUUGUCGGGUUCGUGACGAGCUUUCUGCACGGGUUGGUGUUUUGGUGUGUGACUUAUUAUAUGAUUGUGUUUUUUCUCGGCGCCCUCCAACACUCCGUCCUCCACGCCUCCCUCGAGACAAUGACUUGCAUUGCCUACUCCGCCCCCGCAGGACUCGUAGCCAGCAUGCUCGUCAAACGCACCCAGCACUUUAAAUACAUCAUCGUGGUGGGAUGGGCUCUCCUCGCAGCCGGAAUGGGAUCAAACAUAACAAUGCACCCUAACUCCACCAAAGCCAUGCUCUACGGCCCCCGCGUCCUCGUCUCCUUAGGCGGCGGACUCCUCUUUCCAACGCCCAUCUUCGCCGUGCAGGCCCGCCAACACGGCAACGACAUCGGCAUUGCAACGUCCAUGCAGGUCUUUACGCGCAGUAUGGGAACAGCCUUUGGCGUAGGGCUGGGGGGUGUUAUCUUCCAGAAUCAGUGGAGUAAGAAUGUGGAUUCUGCUGUGGCGGCUGGACGCAUACCCCAUGAGUUAAUUGUGGAGAGUAACGUGGCGGAGACGGCGUAUGCAGUUAUUCGGAGGUUUCCCGAGGCAGUGCAGGAGGUUUAUCGGGGGGUUUAUGCAGAUAGUCUGGCGACCAUGUGGUAUGUUAUGAUGGGGUUGUCGGUUGCGGGGUUCGUGGUCAGUUUGCUGGUCGGUAGGGAUGAUGUCGUUAGUGGGGGGUUGGCAGGGAAGCAAAAUUUUAGGGAUGAGAGGGAGGAGGGGGAUUUGGAGGGAGGGAGGUAG